CCCCCAUCAAUCCCUGGCCCAGGCCCCAGCUCCCUCAGGCCACAUAGCCCAGGAUCAGCAUGGCUGCCCGCCUGUGGAUAGCCGCCCUGGCCUUGGCUGUUCUCUUCCUUGUGGACAGGGAGGUGUCCGUGUCGGCGAAAGAGUUGGUUUUCUGGAGAAUGCCCAUCUGUGAACACAUGGUAGAGUCUCCAGCCUGCCCCAAGACAUACGACCCGGUCUGCGGCACUGACGGGGCCACGUACGAGAGUGAAUGCCAGCUCUGCUUGGCUCGGAUAAAAAACAGACAGGACAUCCAGAUCCUGAAGGAUGGGAAAUGCUGACCCCGCCAGAGCCUCUUAAGCCGUGAAGCUUCAGGCUAGAGAACCGUGGUGGGCGUGCAAGAUGACACAUGAAAUAAAGAUUCAGCUCAACCCA
Messenger RNA from Cervus elaphus (red deer), 414 nucleotides. RefSeq names its product serine peptidase inhibitor Kazal type 4 (gene SPINK4). Lineage: Eukaryota; Metazoa; Chordata; Mammalia; Artiodactyla; Cervidae. Gene Ontology annotation, molecular function: protein binding; serine-type endopeptidase inhibitor activity. The coding region runs from base 60 to 320 and encodes 86 amino acids. The transcript has 4 exons. The record is from RefSeq and is a predicted model, not a curated record.